This is a messenger RNA of Trachymyrmex cornetzi, 1171 nucleotides long. RefSeq names its product Mitochondrial rRNA methyltransferase 2 (gene Mrm2). The record is from RefSeq and is a predicted model, not a curated record. Gene Ontology annotation, cellular component: mitochondrion. Lineage: Eukaryota; Metazoa; Arthropoda; Insecta; Hymenoptera; Formicidae. Gene Ontology annotation, biological process: RNA methylation. The transcript has 2 exons. Gene Ontology annotation, molecular function: rRNA (uridine-2'-O-ribose)-methyltransferase activity. Bases 363 to 1103 code for a protein of 246 amino acids.
GAUGAUAAUCUUAUGAAUCAGAGAGAAAACCCUAAUUAAUCUUCGCCGAGUUGCUGGCAGAAAUCCACCACACCGACAGAUGAUAAUCAGCUGAUCAACAAUCAAAAUGGAUUAAUGGCGAUCAGGCAACAUGGCCGCGUCCAGGAUUUUAAUUUUGCGAUGUCGACAGUUUGCCUUUACACGCGUUUAUUCUCCAUUUAAUAACGCAACUUGUACAUACUAACAAUUCUCUGGGAGUGUAUGAGGCUAAUCUGCUGACAGAUAAAUAUUAAUUCACCAGAAGUCUUGAAUGAAACGUUUGCGCUGAGUGCUUGCGACGCGCGCUUGGCCACAGGUUAGAUCACAUUUGCAUUACAUGCGGGAUGAAUUCUCUCUGCAGGAACGUUUCGCUGACGAGAAGCGUGCACACCGGCCGCGCGCUUCUGAAGGAAACCCCACGAAACCUGAAGGGCAAGAAGCACAGCUCGCAGCUGUGGCUGGAGAGGCAGCUACGCGAUCCCUACGUGGAGAAGGCAAAGCAGGAGAAGUACAGGUGCAGAAGCGCAUUCAAGCUGCUGGAGAUCAAUGAGAGAUUCAAGAUCCUCAGCCCAGGUCAGACCAUCGUGGACUGCGGGGCAGCACCUGGCAGCUGGACUCAGGUCGCCACCAAUCUGACCAACGCUGGUGGCAAGAAGGAAGGUCCUGUCGGCAGAGUGUACGCUGUCGACAAACUCCCAUUUUAUCCCGUGGAAGGUGCGACCGUCUUGGGAAACAUGGAUUUCACGAACGCCAAAACGCAGGAGACUCUAAGCAAAUUAUUGCAAGGGGACAAAGUUGAUGUGGUCUUGUCCGACAUGGCUCCAAAUGCGUCCGGCGUAAGAGAGAUAGACCAUGAUAAUAUAAUGUUACUCGCUUACGCUGCCCUGAGAUUCGCGUUACAAAUCAGUAAGGCACAAAGCAUGUUUGUUGUAAAAAUCUGGGACGGUGGUAAGACGCAACAGUUUGAACAGAAUCUGUUAAAGUUUUACAAUAACGUCAGAGCAAUUAGGCCUAAUGCGACGAGAGACGAAUCCACUGAGACAUUCUUCUUGGCUAGGGGGUUUAAAGGUCUCAAGACGAGCUGAUGUAAUUGAUUAGUUCAUAGGUACAAUAGAUUUGUUUGCGUUGAAAUCUCCCAAAUUUUUGCACUUAA